UUUAUGGUAUAAUGCAUAUUCAUAAUGACUGAAGUUGGAAGUAGUGUCGGGUCAUUGGUGGCUAGUCAUGGCUGGCGACAGUGUCUCUACUGCCAAGGUCGCAUCUUCAAAAUUCCCAAUGACUUUAUUAGACAUAUACGUGAUUGCCACUGUGCAAAGGAAGGUGGAAGUUUUGUGUGUAGAUAUGGCUACAACGGAGUCUGCUCAUCAUUACCACUUGAGGGAGUGAGCGAUCAGGAUUAUGAAGACCACGUACUGAAACACCAUGCAUUCACUAUGCUUAACAAGGGUAGCUCAGGAGUAAUAUCCAAAGCACAGACAAGGGCUAGAGAAGAAAAAUGGGGCGUCUUCUCUUCAACUCAGAAUGUUCCAUCAGUUCUUAAUGACCCUAGGAAGGGGAUAAGGCGUGAUUUUUUCACUAAAACCUGGGGUGAGAGUUUUGUGGAGGUUAAAGAAAUUCCUGCUCAUGUGGCACUCCCUCAAGUCACCAUCAAGCAUGUGGAGUCGUAUGUUAGGCGACUUCGCAAGAGACAAAAACUCCUCUCUAGGUUAGCCUCCAUGCAGGCUGGCAAAGCACAAGAGGCUGCAGAAGAGUCAUCAUUAGAACCCAGUCCAAGAGUAUCUGACCAGUUAUCCCAAGAGGGUGUUCCGGCCAUCUUCCUCUCCAGUUCUUUCAACUUAGAAAAUCCAGACACUUUCUACUCUGUGUUCUCUCAUGUAACUUCUGCUGGGGUCUCUCUGAAGAAUGCUAAAAUUCUCCAAGAAAGGCUAUUUCAUUAUCUAGAAACAGUUGAGGUGGAUAUGAGUAGACAAAUAGCAAGAAAAUCCUCAGCUUUUUUUGAUACUAUGACAUACCUCAAUGCUCAAAUGGAGCAGCUCAAGUUAAACCAUGAAGCAGUUUCCACCCUUAGAAGAGGUAUCACAACUUUACGUCGAGAGGCUGUUGUGGAACCAAUAAAAAUUCUGGCAUUACCAAGAAGAAGAGACAAUAUCACUGCAACCUGUAAAAAGCUUGAAGUGAUGAGUGCUGUCCGUGAGGUUCAGUCAACAAUCCAGGUCAUGUUGGCUAGGCAGGAGUUCACCGCUGCACUUGACCUUAUAUCUACUACACAGGAUCUCCUCCACACAGAGCUCAGUACCAUCAGAAGUCUCAAACAUUUAAGUUCAGAACUCACAGAGCAUGAAAAACUGAUAGACAAAAUGGUAUCUGCUGAUUUCACAAAGUACAUUACUGAAGAUCUCAAUCGACCCCUUGAAGACACACAACCAUUACUUGAAGAGGACCACUUAAUAUCUGUAGUGUUUGGAGUACUCUGGUUACAAAAAUUUGACUUCUUAGAUAAUUUGAGAGAGGAAAUAUAUACUGCAAUAAAAGCUACAGUCAAACAGGCUGUUGUUGAGGCUGUGAGUAAGGUUGAGAUUGACCAGGAGAUAGCAAGUGUUGCAGAUCAGGCUCGGGUGCUGACUAUUAGUGCUUGGCUCUCUCUCUUGUCAGUUGUUACUUCACGGCUCAACACCGUCAUAGCAAGGGUCAAGGGUAUAACAGAGGUAAUGGUGCAAACUGUGGAAGCAGGAGCAGGGCGGACACAGCCAGUCACAGAGGGUAUUCAGGCUGCAUCUUUAGUCACCAUGAGCAGCUCAGAUGGUGAAGCUGUUUUAGGGGAGGUUGCCUGUGGACGAGUUUUAGGAGGUUUACGGGAAAUUUUGUGUGCCACAUGUGAUUAUGCACAUGAUCGUUGCGCCAAACUUCUGCAUGCACGGUCAAGAGAACAUGGCCUGGACAAAAUGACAGCAAAUGAGUUCUUGACUUUGUCACGCAUCAUUGAAGACUUUGUAGCUGAUACAGAAAGUGUGUGUGGACGUAAAAGUACUUCAUUCAGAAUGGGAUUACAAGGACAGGCUACAAGAUUUGUUCUGAGAUUCCAUGAAGAACGUGAAGCAAGAUACAAACUGAACAUGAAUAAUGAGCGAUGGAAAGCUGUUCAUGCCCCUCCUGACCUUCAACGCCUCCUCGAUCACAUAUCUGCCACAGAUACUUUAGUAACUCCACCUGCCAUCCAAGGUGACAGAGCUGACACUGAGACCAAUACCAGCAGCACUAGGAGUACACUCAGUACUUCUACAUCCAAUACUACCAUUGUCACUGCUGCCACUACCAUUAUUACCACUGUCAGUAAUGGCACCACUGAACACAACUCUAACAGUGGUGGCAAUAGUAGUAAUAAUGAUGUCAUUGGCAGUUAUAGUACUGGUGGUGGUGGUGGUGGUGUGGUAGUUGGUGGAGAGGAAUAUGUAGUGGUGGGAGUUUGUGUAGUGGUAGUGCGAUUAAUUGUGGAUUACUCCGAGUGUGCCUCCACGUUAAGAUUAGCGGCACAGCAGCUGCUAACACGACUGACAGACCUGCUGAGGAGAUUCAAUUCAGACACGUGCAGACUUUUGAUUGAAGCUGGUGCAGUUGCCCUUGGGCUCAAAACUAUUACAAUUCGAAAUUUAGCGCUGGCCUGGCGAUCCUUACAACUAUUACUAACUUUGCUGCCGCGCCUUAACACACAUUUCUCUACCCUUCUUCGACCAGCCAUUGUUGUAAAAAAUAUAGAACAAGUAACAAGAGAAUAUCAGGAACACUGUGAAGCCAUUGAAGCUAAGAUUGUAGGUGUAAUGAGUGAUACCUUAGAGCGGCAGCUGGCCACUUGGGAGGCACGUUCACCAGUCCCUUCUUCAGCCUUUAAUGGAAUUUUAAAGGCUAUAACUAAAUUACAUGAGGCCAUCUCAGGUGUCUUACCUCCUCCACAGAAGUACCAGUUAUUUGAAAAAAUUACUGCUGUCCUGAAAGAGAAGCUUAAAAUCCAUCUAGUACGGCUCAAUGUGUCAUCUGUAGGGCCACAGAGCUGGGUUGUUACAAGUGAACUGACUUUUUACUUCAACCAUCUGGAAGGUCUUGGAUUGAAUGGCCUUGUUACUCAAGAGGAGUUCACAACUGGCUUGUGGCCUCCCCGUUGAUGCUCCAUUAUCAAGUUAAUUUUAAAAAGCGCAAACCCUAGAGGUAUUUCCUUAUGAGGAAAGUAUUUGGAUAAUUUCUUAUUAUUAUUUAUUUAUUGAAGAAUAUUGUACAGUCUAUAGAUUCAUUAUUUUAUAUAUUUUAUCAAAUAUAAAUGGUCAAAGCAUAUUGUGAGAUAGAUACAUCAGUAUUGACAGGAUGGAUGAAUGAGAACACACACUUCUGUAUGCCUGUUUCUGGUGAGGUAGCUGUUUUAUUAACUUAUUUUUCCUUAAAGAUAAGUAGCAGGAACGUAUUUAUUUGAAUGUGACUAGUAUUUUGUAAAUAAUCAGCCAGUUUUGUGUAUAGUACAUAUUUAUGCAAAGAAUCCUUAAGUUUAAGGUGUGCUGAGAUGUGUUGUGAUAGCAAAGUUUAUAUGCUUGGCCAGAGGUAUUACUGUGAUGAACACUUAUCAUGUAAUGUCAGGCUUAUUGAGGCCUUUUGUAAGGCUGUUUCAGGGAUUGCACCUUUACCUCCAAGUGAAGUUUCUUAUUACCCAAAACUGGGAAAAAAUCUUCCAGUACAGUAUAGGGAAAUCAGUUUUUCUCAGCCACUUUCUUAAUAAUUAACAUCUUAACACCUUCAGUAAUUAAUGAUUAGAAUUAAUCUGCUAGCUAAUGCUUACAAAAUAUUCUAACAAACUAAGCAAUGUGCUGACUUAGCAUUUCAGUUUUAUAUGAACUUGGUUACAGGGAGCAUUUUCAGUGAAACAGAAUACAGUAGGAAUUGGCUUGUUCAUAAGGUUAAGUUUGUGCACCUCAUGUGAUAGACAUUUGUGUUAAGGAUUCUUAGCAGCGCUUGAUGGUAAAAGUUAGUUUGGGUCCAGGGAGUCUAUUUUCCCAAUUUUUUUUUAUUUAUUUAUUUUUAUUUUUUUAUUAAUAUAAGUACGUAUUGUGUAUCAAAUUACAAAAUGUUUACUUCCUAUGUACAACACAAGAUAUUUUGAAAGCACAGGGUAGAAAAGUACAGUAUAGGGAAGAGACCUUUAUAGAUAUUGCACUUGUUUGUCACAUCAAACAGCUUAAAUGUAUUUCCAGUGUGAUAAUAUUGAACACUUUGUAUUGAAAUUAUCACCAAAAAAAAAACCUGCAUCAAACAAUUGGAAACAGCAAAUAAAUAAAUUUGAAAUGACUAGUCAUAUCUGUUUUUAUGUUUACACUCUAUAGAAAUGGUAGGCAAUUGUUAUUCUAAGCAAUAACUGUACAGUACUAUGUUUGAUUUUUUUAAAAAGAAAAAAUGAACACUGUAAUCCUUGUCACUUUCCCUAAUAGAUAAUUAAUCUUUUUGUAAUUUCCUCUGAAAAAUGUGUCACCAUCCUGCAACACAAGCCAGCAGUUUUUACUCUUUCCUAUAAACUUUUUCACAUUCUACUGUGUAAUACGAGUACAGUAUUCCAUUAUAUCAACCACCAAAAUAUUUAUUUUCUAAAUAUUUUGUGCCAUACUUACUCGAUAUGUAAUUUUACUCUUGCUUGAAAAUAAGAAUAAAUGAAAUUCCCUACCAAACAAACAUUAACAAUUUAUGGAAAUAAAGAAUUUGUUAAA
Molecule: messenger RNA, 4581 nt
Organism: Homarus americanus (American lobster)
Lineage: Eukaryota; Metazoa; Arthropoda; Malacostraca; Decapoda; Nephropidae
Gene: scat
Product: vacuolar protein sorting-associated protein 54-like
Exons: 20
Coding region: 25-3000 (991 amino acids)
Biological process (GO): retrograde transport, endosome to Golgi; Golgi to vacuole transport
Cellular component (GO): GARP complex
Molecular function (GO): syntaxin binding
Source: RefSeq, a predicted model, not a curated record